UUACCUCUAUGCUCACUCACAAGGAGAACAAACACUCAUCGGUGCUACAUAACAACAGAGAGGAAACAUGAGUUCAGGGAGCUGGAGCCACGAGGUCGCUGUCAAUGUCGCCGCAGGACGGAUGUUCAAGGCGGCAAUGCUCGACUGGCACAACCUCGGCCCUAAGAUUGUGCCUGACUUUAUUGCCGGUGGCUCCGUGGUGUCUGGAGAUGGAUCUGUAGGAACCAUCCGAGAGAUCAAGAUCAACAAUCCUGCCAUACCUUUCAGCUAUGUGAAGGAACGCCUGGAUUUCGUAGACCAUGACAAGUUCGAGGUGAAGCAGACCCUCGUGGAAGGUGGAGGUUUAGGUAAGAUGUUUGAAUGUGCCACCACUCACUUCAAGUUCGAGCCCUCGAGCAACGGUGGAUGCCUCGUCAAGGUGACUGCAUCCUACAAGAUUCUCCCCGGUGUCGCCGAUGAGAGUGCAAAGGCGAAGGAGGGAAUAACCAACCACAUGAAGGCAACCGAAGCUUACCUCCUAGCCAACCCAACUGCCUACGUUUAAAUAUAGUGAUUGUGUUUCUUUGCGUGAAGUUCUUGUGAGUUUGAAUAAGGAGAUUGGUUAUGAGGAAGCUUGAUGGGGUCAUACAUAGUUAGUUUAUGUUGAAUGAUCAGCCUUUUUUGUGUGAAGUACUUGGGAGUUUGAAUAAGGAGACUGGAUAUGAGAAAGAUUGAUGGGUUUAUCGUUCAUGUUGAAUGAUCAGCCUUAUCAGUUUGUAACAGUGUCGAAUGAUCAGUCUUAUCAGUUUGUAAUGGUAGCUUCAAGCCAUACGCUUAUUUGCUUUAAAAUUUUUGAGUGUUC
Molecule: messenger RNA, 841 nt
Organism: Asparagus officinalis (garden asparagus)
Lineage: Eukaryota; Viridiplantae; Streptophyta; Magnoliopsida; Asparagales; Asparagaceae
Product: pathogenesis-related protein 1
Exons: 2
Coding region: 68-544 (158 amino acids)
Biological process (GO): abscisic acid-activated signaling pathway; defense response
Cellular component (GO): cytoplasm; nucleus
Molecular function (GO): abscisic acid binding; protein phosphatase inhibitor activity; signaling receptor activity
Source: RefSeq, a predicted model, not a curated record